AUGGUUCGACUAACGAUGAACCUAAUUGCUAAAAGCAUCAGUCACAAGAAUCUCAAUGAGGAGAACUUCAGACAGUAUCUGCGAAAAGUAACUCAUCUGAAUUUAUCAGAUAAAAACAUAGAUGCAAUUGGUGACCUCUCAUUGUGUAAAAAUCUUAGAGUUCUGUAUUUAUAUGAUAACCAAAUCAGUCAAAUACAGAACUUGGACUUUGCUUUGAAUAUAACGCACCUUUACCUUCAGAACAAUUGUAUUUCCUGUAUGGAAAAUCUCUCAUCGCUGAAAAACCUUGAAAAACUGUAUCUGGGAGGCAACUGCAUCACUGUAGUAGAAGGUCUGGAUAAAAUAGAAGGAAUAAGGGAGCUACAUAUUGAAAGUCAACAUCUCCCUCUUGGUGAAAAGCUUCUAUUUGAUCCAAGAUCUCUGAGGUCCCUGGCA
This is a messenger RNA of Mesitornis unicolor (brown roatelo), 435 nucleotides long. RefSeq names its product protein phosphatase 1, regulatory subunit 42 (gene PPP1R42). Gene Ontology annotation, molecular function: protein binding. The transcript is spliced from 3 exons. NCBI's taxonomy places the organism in Eukaryota, Metazoa, Chordata, Aves, Mesitornithiformes, Mesitornithidae. The record is from RefSeq and is a predicted model, not a curated record. The annotation marks the transcript as partial.